ACACUUUAACACCAACUACAUGAAUUGGAAGGCGAACCAGUAACUAAAGCAAGCAGGAGAAAAAAAACAAGGAAUCGACCUCUAAAUCCAAAGACUGCGUCACUGCGAGCUUGCGACUCUUAAAUAUCACAGCAAUUACGGCCACAAAUAAGCCCAAAAUGGGCCCUGAAUGCCUCAGUGACGAGUCCUCAACAGGGCACUGGCUGCGCUCAGGGUUACAAUGAUGGCUUGUAAUUGUAAAAAUGAAAAACUAGAUGAGUUUGGGUCUGUAAUUUCCGGUGCCCCACUUGAGCACAGAUGAUGCUUACAAAACCAAAUUCUACAAGUCUCACGAGUACAAAAUCAAUCAACAGGCAACGGACGAGGGACCCACGACUGGGCCGGAACCAGUGAGGCCCAGAGUGGCGUGUAACAGUUCCACUGCGAGAGAACGACUUACACAAGCUGUCAUCGCCUUCAGGAAUGGAGAAAUGCAAUGCUGAUGAUGAGUCACUUCCUAAAGCACAGCUGCUGUACAUGCAGUAAACGUAAAGGUCAGGGCGUGAAGCCUGGACGUAAAGGCAGGUGCUGGAAGGAGCCACAAAUCACAUGAAAAUACAUAAUCACUUAAAACACGGCAGAAUUCUCUUCAUCAGAUCAGACAUUUAUUGAAACCGAAAGUCAGUCUGAUUGAUUAUCUACUUCUUUCUUUUACUUAUUUCUGAAGACGAGGAAACUGAAUACGAUACACGACAGCCGCAUUUAUGACCCAGAACUGUGUGAACCUUCUUUCUUUCCAUUACUCUUGCCUCAUUAUUGUUCCCUCUCAUGCCUUUGACUUAAUGUUCCUUGUCUAAUCUUCUCUGUCCUAUAGUCUUAUUAGAAAAUAUGUUAUCCUCUUCAGCUGCGAAGGAUGUUAUUACUGUCAGACAAUAGCAACGGCUUCCUAAUUUCCAGAGUCACUGAAAGCCUGUGAAAGGUCUUUAAAGGGUGUCUGGACUUUAGAGUAGCUACAGCUCAGAUAUCAUUACUUUAAAAAAACAGCACUUAGACACUCAACCACAAUCUGCCUCAUUUGAAUUUACAAGGCUGUAAAUCAGCCAGUAAUGGAAAAUGAAUGGGCCUUGUGUGUUAUGUGGCUCAGUUCACCCCAAAAGAUGCGCUGGCGCUAAACCUGGGGAAAGUCUGGCGCUGGUGUGGAUGUGAUUAGAAAAUCCCAUCAUGCAAUAAAACAGUCGUGGAAAACACAAACAGGCGCCUCACGUGACCCGCUUCGCUCUUAUCCAUGUGGUUAUACAUUACUUAUAUUGAUUCAAAGGUGACUCGUUAUCUGAGGGACGUGUCUAUAAAUGCUGCUAAUAUCACUCAAGUUUAUUUCCAAACUGCGACGAUGCUGAUCUCUGUGGGACUGAGCCUAAUGUUGCUGCUCUCAGACGUGGAGGCAGCAACAGAGAGAGCGGAGUAUGACUACUACAAAUACCACCCCAUGCCCGAGAUCACCAGCUGGAUGGCGCAGCUUGCGGAGGAUCACCCUGUUGUGACUCUCAUUAACUACGGUCAGACGUAUGAGAAGAGGCCUAUUAACCUGCUCAAGAUCGGUUUGGACUCAGAGCAGAGGAAGAAAGCGGUGUGGAUGGACUGUGGCAUUCACGCCAGGGAAUGGAUCGCCCCAGCGUUCUGCCAGUACUUCAUCAACCAGAUCCUUCAAACAUACAAAACGGACCCCACCGUGAAUCAGAUGAUGAAGAACCUGGACUUCUACGUGACUCCGGUGCUCAACGUGGACGGAUACGUCUACUCCUGGAAGGACAACACAACUCGGCUGUGGAGGAAGAACAGGUCGCCGGGACCUCCAGGCUGCAGCUGCUACGGCACUGACCUCAACCGCAACUUUGACGCCAACUGGGGAACGAUCGGCGUAUCGACCAACUGCUGCUCAAUAACCUACGGUGGGACCAAAGCCCUCUCUGAGCCCGAGGCCCAGGCCGUCACCAACUUCCUGGCCAAGCAGAAGGACGACUUCCUGUGUUUCCUCACCAUCCACUCCUACGGCCAGCUGCUGCUCGUUCCCUACGGACACCCCAAUUUUACCGCCCCCAACUACGACGAGCUGAUGAAGGUUGGUUUGGCUGCAGCAGAUGAGAUCAGGAAGGCCCACGGUAUGAACUACAGGGUGGGAUCCUCACCGGACAUUUUAUAUCCUAACUCGGGCUCGUCCAGAGACUGGGCUCGGCUGGUGGGAAUCCCCUUCACCUACACCUUUGAGCUCAGAGACAACGGCACGUUCGAAUUCGAGCUGCCCGAGGCUCAGAUCCAGCCGACCUGCGAGGAAGCCUACAGAGGAGCCAUGCACAUCAUCACCUACGUCCACGAGAAGACCUUCAACGGCGCCGUGGCCACCGCUGCUGCGGCGCUGUGGACGCUGCUGCUUGCAGCGGGGGCCACCGUGACCCCCAGCCUGAUGUGAGGCGGAAAAACCCCUCCACAUGUCAUCAUAUGGAGGACAGUCUUUCCCAAGAUGUUUGUAUAAAAUAUAAAUUUGAUAUGAGUAGCAUGAAUUAACUGUAUAAAACGGUACAAAACGUUCUUCAAUAAGGAACAAAGCCAAUUGAAACAUAAAGUAUAAUCUUCCAUAAAUGGCACACAAUGGUGAAUUGUAGAGUUAUUUGUUUACUUCCAGUAAAUCACAUUAUAUAAUUUAACAGUAUUCUGAAAAUAGGAAAGUUUGGCCUUAAAUCCCUGAAAUAAAAAUAAAAGGAGUUUGACUGGG
This is a messenger RNA of Betta splendens (Siamese fighting fish), 2749 nucleotides long. RefSeq names its product carboxypeptidase O (gene cpo). Lineage: Eukaryota; Metazoa; Chordata; Actinopteri; Anabantiformes; Osphronemidae. Gene Ontology annotation, biological process: proteolysis. Bases 1265 to 2446 code for a protein of 393 amino acids. Gene Ontology annotation, molecular function: metallocarboxypeptidase activity; zinc ion binding. The transcript is spliced from 9 exons. The record is from RefSeq and is a predicted model, not a curated record.